AUGAGAACCAUUAGGAAUUUAUUGAGAAUUGAAACUCGAGUAAAGGCAGAAUGGCCGAGUGGUUUAUGGAAAAUCCAGCUUGUUCUUAACACAACUGUGCAGAAAUCAACUAAUUUGACUCCACUGCAAUUACUCCUGGGAAUCCGAAGUUCGACACCAUUGAUACAGGCGUUAUUGAAAAAUGUGUCAAAGGAUCUGUCUUCAAUAAGAAACCGAGAUUUGGAUAGACAGCGAGUAGCAGAAAAAUUGUCCUCGACACGUGAUCUGAACGAUGUUAAUAAGAGAAGAAGAGAUAACGUUCAGUACUCGCCUGGUGACUUUGUGCUGAUGCACCGUGAUUCUCAGAUGCACAUUAGUAAAAGCGAUUAUGAGUUUCUGGGUCCAUACGAGGAGGUGAACUGCCUGGAUAAUGGACGCUAUGAAAUUAAGAAGGUUGGCACGAACAUCGUGACGAAAGCAGCCAAGGAGCAGCUCAGACGGUGGCCUAUACAAUGGGCUUUGAAUGUUGACAUGAAUGAAGUAUUGGAUUUUCUGGAGUCAGAAAGUGACUCAGUUGAAAGAGAAGAUAGGUCUUCUGGAGAAAAAUGCGUCGAGAGCGUCGCAGUUGUCGGGAAGGCCGUGUAA
Molecule: messenger RNA, 624 nt
Organism: Coccinella septempunctata (seven-spotted ladybird)
Lineage: Eukaryota; Metazoa; Arthropoda; Insecta; Coleoptera; Coccinellidae
Exons: 2
Coding region: 1-624 (207 amino acids)
Molecular function (GO): nucleic acid binding
Source: RefSeq, a predicted model, not a curated record